Molecule: messenger RNA, 1965 nt
Organism: Tachysurus fulvidraco (yellow catfish)
Lineage: Eukaryota; Metazoa; Chordata; Actinopteri; Siluriformes; Bagridae
Gene: ecsit
Product: ECSIT signaling integrator
Exons: 8
Coding region: 362-1690 (442 amino acids)
Cellular component (GO): mitochondrion
Source: RefSeq, a predicted model, not a curated record
ACACACACAGAGUGAGAGAAAGAGAGUCCAGUAGAGUUUAUUUCACGCAUGAAAUCUGAAAAAAAAAAGUUUAUGUUUCGAUUCGCCACCUUGUGGCAAAGCCGCUGAAGCCAUGAUGUUAUUGUGAGGAACCAAAAGCCAAGCGGAACCAACCAGGGUGCAAAUGUUUCUGAAUGUUUAGGGGAAACCCGAACGCUGACGGACCUGGAAAUCAUCCUACCGGUGUGUUCAGAUUGAAGGAGAUUUGACUGAUAUGAAGCUAAAUGCUAAAUGCUGGGAUUCUUCUUUUGACUGCCAAUUCCUAAAUAAAGGGGAGUCACUCCAAACUAAACAGCGAGGAAUAUUGUAAUUGGGAAUAGCCAUGGCCAGCAGGUUUCUCCUACAAAUCUGUCACACUGGGUGCAUCACGUCCACUGUUAUUCCUGCCGUUACUCGACUGAGCCCAAGGCUCUGCUGUCAUCGCGUGCCAAGGUGGAUUCAUAGCAGUUCAGCAUUUUGCAAAAGUAAAGCAGACAGUACAAAUCUUCAGGAAAUAGUCGAACAUGAGACUGAGAAAAAGUCCAAAUCUUUAGUCACGCAUGAUGAGCUGUUUGAGCAUGCAGCAAGAGACGCAAAGAGCAAAGCCAGUUUCAACCGAGUGCUGGACACCUUCAACAAGAAGGACAUCCGACGGCGUGGGCAUGUGGAGUUUAUUUACGCUGCUCUGAAGAAAAUGCCUGAAUUUAAAGUGGAGCGAGACAUCGCAGUCUACAACAAAAUCUUGGAUGUAUUUCCAAAAGAAGUGUUUGUGCCACAAAACUUUAUACAGAGGACGUUCAAUCACUACCCCAGGCAACAGGAGUGUGGUGUACAGGUGCUGGAGCAGAUGGAAAAUUAUGGCAUUAUGCCUAACAUGGAAACUAAAGUCCUUCUGGUUCAGAUCUUUGGCGAGAAGAGCCACCCAAUGAGGAAGUACCAGCGGAUCAUGUACUGGUUUCCCAAAUUUAAGAAUCUAAAUCCAUUCCCAGUGCCUCACGAGCUCCCACAAGACCCAGUGGACCUUGCCCGUUUCAGCCUCACCCGCAUCUCUAAUGACCUGGAUGCUAAAAUUACAGUUUAUCAGCUUCCUUCCACACACAUUACAGAGGCAGGAGAGGAGAUCUCACUCCCGCACAUCGUCGGCAUCCAGAGUCCAGAGCAGCGCGCUCUUCUUGCCAAGCACAACUCGGAGAGACCGGUGUUUGUGGAAGGCCCGUUUCCUCUGUGGCUCAGGAAGACCUGCGUACAUUAUUAUCUGCUCAGAGCCGACUCUGUCCCCCCUGAGGAUCAGAUAGAGGAGGCGCUCGAUCCUGAGAUGCUUGGUCCAGAGCAGAGCCUUUUCUAUCCCCGGUAUAUUGACCUUGACCUUCAGAGAGACUUGGGAGAUGAUGACAGCUUUGAUGUGGAUGAUGUCGUGGAAGGGGCGGUCUAUGCCAUGUGCAUGACGGGACAAGGUGACCAGGCUACGCUAGCACAGUGGAUCAGUGGAUUGCAGGAGAACAACCCAAUCUUAGGGAAGAUUCCCACUGUGUUUCGUCUGGAUUCUGGAUUAAAAAAACUGCAGAAAGUUGAAGAUAUUCGCCAUGAUUCCAGACAAAAUCAGUGCCCAGGAACUGAAGAGGAGCACAUCAUAGAGGAGGAAGUAUUGCACUCACAGGGUAUGAAGCGGUGACUAAGCAGCACCCAGUGAGGUGUGUUCCUGGAAAUUAGUUAAGACCUAGACAACAACCUUGGGCUCUUGUUUGUCCUUUGAGUGACAAAAUUCUGAUAAACUUAGUUUAAAAAAAAAUUGAAGAUUUUUUAAAAGUAUAUUUAACUGAGACUGGUCUAAAGAUUUCUUCAGCAGAGCCCUUGAAAUAGACUGAUCAUACUGCAUAAUCAUAUUGCAUAAUGUUGUUUGUGUGAGUUUGCUAAAUCUAUUAAUGCAAUAAAUAAACUAUUUAUACA